Messenger RNA from Anoplopoma fimbria (sablefish), 4995 nucleotides. RefSeq names its product myocardin related transcription factor Bb (gene mrtfbb). NCBI's taxonomy places the organism in Eukaryota, Metazoa, Chordata, Actinopteri, Perciformes, Anoplopomatidae. Bases 101 to 2887 code for a protein of 928 amino acids. The transcript has 14 exons. Gene Ontology annotation, biological process: smooth muscle cell differentiation. The record is from RefSeq and is a predicted model, not a curated record.
GCCAGAGAGGAGGGACUGUAAGCAGCCCUGAGAGCCAGCUGCCGGUCGCUCCGAGUCCACUCUCCCCGACUCCCUCGAUCUCCCCCAGCCUCAUCACUCCAUGGGACUCCAGACCUGGCCACCAAGCAAACCAUUGCCCUCCAUGGCCUGCCUUGAUGUGGAGAACCCUUCCAUCUGCAGGGGUAAAUUUAAAUCAGUCCUCCAGCUCUGUUUGCAGCAGAGGAGAACUCGGGAGCAGCUUGUGGAGCAAGGCAUCAUGCCGCCUCUGAAAACACCUGCUGCCUUUCACGAGCAGAUUCGCAGCCUGGAGAGAGCCAGGACUGGAAGCUUCCUAAAGCACAAACUCUGCAGCAGACCUCAGCGCUCCGAGCUGGUCCGUAUGCACAUUCUACAAGAGACGCAGGCUGAAGCCUCCCUGCAGGCCACACAGAUGAAGCUGAAAAGGGCCAGACUGACUGAUGACCUCAAUGAGAAGAUCGCCCAGCGGCCUGGACCCAUGGAGCUGGUGGAGAAGAACAUCCUGCCUGUGGACUCUGGGGUCGAAGAAGACAUCAGUGGUGGUGAGGCAGACCGUUCUAAGCCAAUAGACAUUUUCCACUUUGAUGAGGACAGCAGUGAUGCCUUAUCACCACAUCGGCCUGCCAGCCAAAAAUCUCCCAGCUCCACCUCUCAAAGGGAGUCUGAAAGGACUGAGGCCACUUCUACUUCCUCUUACUUAAACUGUCCCAUAAAGCAUUCCCCACCACCAAACUCACAGUCCACAUCAGAUGUAGUCAGCGUUGUUUCCGCCAGUGAGCAACAAAGCAAACAACAAACGUCUACACCUCAGCAAAUCACCACUGUUGUCCCCAGUAUCACACCCGGACCACUUCUUGUGAAGCAAAGCCUGCCCAAGCUACCCAGCGAUAAAAGCCGCAGCAAAAAGAGCAAAGAGCCCAAACCACGGAUGAAAAAGUUAAAGUACCAUCAGUACAUCCCCCCUGACCAGAAGCAGGAGCUCAAUGAAGUGCUGAUGGACUCAGCUUAUGCCCGUCUCCUGGAGCAGCAGCAGCAAUUCCUGCAGCUUCAGAUCUUGAACCAGCAGCAGCAGCAGUACAGCUACCAGGCUGCCCUGCCUGCCUCACUCAAACCAACAACUGAGGUACAAACCAGCUGUUCCAGUGUUUUUCUGAGUGGAAACGCUACGUCUACCGCUGUGCAGCCCCGGCACACUCGGACAAACCGCAAGCCAGAUCAUUUACCAGCUAAUCUGGAUGAGAUGAAGGUUGCUGAGCUGAAAAUGGAACUAAAACUCAGAUCUUUGCCUGUUUCUGGGACUAAAACAGAUCUGAUAGAGAGGCUAAAGUUGUACCAGGAGAACUCUAACAUUCAGAUUGCUGCUGUCAUGGAGACAUUAGCCGUCACAGCAGCCGCACAGUCUGAAAACAAAAAGUUAACCCCGCCUGUGUCCCCUGUAGCCUCCAAGGUGUCCAGUCUGGGCAUAGAGGACAGUAGUGUGGCAGACAGCCCCACCAAGCUCCCAGAAGCUCCAACUCACACUGCUCCCUGUGUGAACUCCUCACAGAGAGCUCCACGGGAGACAAAGUCCUAUGAGAAGGACUCUGAGAAGGACAAACGUCUCCACGAUAAGGAGCGUCAGAUUGAGGAGCUGAUGAAGAAGCUGGAGCAGGAGCAGAGGCUGGUGGAGGAACUGAAGAUGCAGCUGGAGGUGGAGAAGAGGAGUCAGCAAGCAGAUUCUCCAGCUCAGCUCAUACAUCUCGCUCCCAUCCAGGUCAAAGAGGAAAACAGGACCUUUUCAAACUGCUCAGUGUCUUGCAGUUCUCCUGGUCUGACUGUGUUGGUCAAACAAGAGGAGGUGGCUCCUCUAAAUCAGUGUUUCAUCAGCGACCAGACUUUCAAGCAGCCUAAAACCUUGCAGCCAGUCAAGGCUGGAGCUCAGAUCCUCCGACCUGCAUCCCGUCCGGCCUCAGCAGUGACUAUCCAGCUCCCUGCCAGCAGCACUAAAUUACACACUACUGUUAGCAGCACAGUCCCAGGCCUCAUCCAGACCUCUGGAGAGGUGCCACAGAAAAUAGAGGCCUCAGCAGCAUUACAACAGCAAUGCAGCACUCAGACUGAGCCACUGACUAAGACACAGAGAGUGAGUCCCACUGCACAACUCAACACAUUCCCAGCGAGUGGCUGUCCUGUGGGAGCCUCCUCUAGCCAACCUGGUCCUAAAGAUCCUACAAUAAAGUCUCCCUCUACCAGGCAGCGAACUAUGAUCAUGCCAAAAUUCACAAACCAUGUGGCAAAGUGUAAAGACCCUCCACGCUAUGAGGAUGCAGUUAAACAGACACGCAGAAUGCUAACAGCUGCUCAGGGUCCCACUGCUGCUAGCCAGCAGAUGGAUGAUUUGUUUGAUGUGUUAAUCGAGAGUGGUGAGAUCUCACCCUUCAUCAGACAGGAUCCUCCCAGUCUGGACAAGCCUCUCCCUGUGACAGCAAGUGUAACCACCCUUCCCAUCAACACGGUUUUAUCCCGCCCUCCACCCGUGGUCAAAGUGGCCCAGCUGCCUGCAACACAGCUCAACACCUCGCCCAGCUUGGCUGCCCUAACCUCUAACACCCAGCUGGAAACCCUCCUGGGUGCUCACACCGAGCCACAAACACUGAAGCCAAUAGAGGAGCUACACUCACCUGGGGUUACCAUGGAGGGAUACUUAAAUGAAAACACAUCACCCUCUAUUUUGAACUUGCACAGCACCAACAUAGACCAUAUGGAUUGGCUGGACCUUACCCUGUCCGUGCCAGCAGAGGGGGUCAACUCUCUGGACAUGACAGCGCCAGUGGGCGUCUUCUCGACCGACUUCCUGGACUCACAUGAACUGCACUUGAACUGGGACUGACUGCUGUCAAUAAAAUUCGUACACCCAUCAGACAGGUUCAGAUAAACAUACUUUUUAUGAAAGGGAGGGUGCCAUUUAUUUCCUAUGUGGAGAAAUUAGGGCUUUUGGAGGUUGGGGCAGCUCUGUUUAUUUUCUGGCCAUAUAAAUUAGCUCAGUAAUAAUCUAAUUGUGCUGCGUCAGUUUAGAAGUUCCUGCAUUGCUUCCUUUGUGGUCUUCAAACCCUCUGAUUGUACAGGGAGAUGGUGACUGGUACUGGCAGAUUGAGCUGACAGUGGAAGUUGCCUUUACAAUUUCAAUCUGAAUUCAUGCCACAAUUUUGUUACCAAUAUGUUCUCAUGUUAUUGCUUUCUCUUUGUCCUCUAAUUGUAAAAUAUGUACAGUGUUAUAUUUGCUGUAGAAAUAGCAAAAAGAACAGGAAAAUGUCCUAAAGCUGGUUAAAGAACCAAUGGACAAAUACUACAUUUAGCUGGGGGUUAUUAUGCACUUCACUCCACCCUGACUCAGAAUGAUUGUCACUAUCAAAUUAGAUUAACACACAUAUGCAAAAUGUUACCUGUUUAUAUGUAAAUUGUGAAGCAUAAAUCAUAUGUUUAAUUGAAUCAAGAGUGUGAAUAUGAUAGUGAUAUGAGACCACUGAGUUACCACGGUGUCAUAUUAGCCUGACCAUCCAAGUAUUUACUACAUAAUACUCAAAAUUGCUCCAUAUCUCAAUCAGUUCUGGCAAGAUUUCUAGCCGAUCAGCCAAAUCUUACACUAUGUAAAACAUACAGCACAUGCAUUUGUAAAACCAAAGUAGAAUACAGGUAAGGGCAACUAAUCACAAAAGUAAUCUGAUGUGCUCUGUUAAGACUGUUUCCAAAUGAAUAAUGAUCAAAUCUCUUAAAGGUUAAAAAAAGAAAUUGAAUUAUGCUUGUUUUUUGUUAAGCUAGUUUAUUUAAGAGGUGUAAGCAUGGCAGCACAUACCAGACCACAAUCUCUCUAAGUAGCAGACAUACUGUACAGACAUAUCUUACAGAAAAAAUAAAAAAAUAUCCAUCCAUAUAAACCAUUGAUCACUUCACAGUGAAAUAACAUGAAUGCAUUACAGUUGAUUUGUAUUGGAGCGACAUCUGCUGGCCACAUCCAAUCCAAUCAGCUUGAGCAAGCUGUCUGUGGGACAACCAGGCAGACCACAGGCUGCCUGGUUGUCUAUUAUUUUAGCAAAUUGCAAACGAUAGUUUCUGGUAUGAUGAAAAUAUAAUUCAGUGUCAAAGAAUCCGCCAUAGAAAACAUGAUGAACCACAGCAGGAUAGUUUCUGGUCACUGCGCUGAAUUAUUAGGGAUCCAUUGUCUUCCUCUGCAGGUUAUCUGGAGCAUUGCUGACAAACUCCUCUAAAUGUUGAGGGAAUCGUUUAAACAGAAAAGGAAGUAUUGGCUCUGAUAUCCGCUGGCUACACCGGAACCCCAGAAAUAUAGCUUCUUGCUCCCAGAGGCUUAUCCGGUGUCAGACUGAUAGCCGUUGGGCUCUGAGUUUGCUAUAUAGUUUAACUUAACAUCAAGUACCACUGCGAUGCAUAAUUUGUAGACCAUCUCUCUUGAAACUUUGUCUGAACUGUUUUAGAGUUGUGUUUGCUUCUAAACCAACUACCUCCUUGUCAACCCUUUCAAGCUUAACUGAUUCCUGGACGUUUCUGGGAACUACAAUGCUGAAUAUUGUUAAUGUGGUAAAGUCUUACUUAUCUGGGGGAACACAGUGUUUUCUUUAGAAAUAUUACAUCUACAUGUUUCUAAUGUUAAUUAAUGUUUUCCUCAGGGCUCUGUUUUUGCCAUCGGCUUUUCUCUCUUCACCUUUAACCUCUUGGCCUGAUUACAUUCCACUGUUUUGCUGAUGAUACUAAGCUCUAUGGGCCUGUAAAAGCAGACUGUCAUUCCCAAAUUAUAAUUUAAGAGAUGUGCUUGUUUAGAUGUGUGUAAUUUCCUGUUGCUAAAUUCUGAUAAAACUGAGAUGCUGGCCCAUCUUGACAUAGACAACAAUUUGAUUAAGAACAGUAACAGUAACUUGAUUCCUCAAAGUUUGACAUUAAAGAAAUCACCAAGAUCACAAUUUUCUCACCUUUGCGACAUUGCUA